AUGGCGACUCUCAAACCUCCGUCGGCCCAACACCGGUCCUCUUCAUCCUCACACGCCUCGACCAGUCCUCCCAAAGCUCCCCUCAAAGUUGAUCCUUCGGCCACGAUCGCAGACACCGCAGUCUUUCAGGGAACACACCCUGUCACAAUCGGCGCAGGCACCAUCGUGCACCCUCGUGCCAAAUUCUACUCCUUCGAAGGUCCCAUCUCCAUCGGCGACGGAUGCAUCAUCAGUGAAAAAGCAGUCAUCGGCGCUGCGCCGGGUUCUCUAUCAUCACCCUCCUCUUCUAAACCUUCGCCGCUCUCGUCAACAAGACCGUCCCCUUCUUCCUCGUCCCUGGACCUCACAUCCCCUUCUCCAAUCUCGCCAUCACAAUUACAACCCCCACAAGCAAAACCCCACGAUGCCAAUACCUCCUGGACCCGAAUCUCAUACUUUGUCACCAUCGGUCCGCACUCCAACGUCCUGCCUGGCGCAAACAUCCACUCCGCAGCGACCAUCGAGUCCCUCGUGACAAUCAACCGUCAUGCCGACAUUGGCGCCCAUUCCAAAAUCUGCUCCGGCUGCCAGGUCCCCAUGCAUGGAUCCAUCCCCGAAUGGACGGUCGUUUGGGGAACCGGUGUGGGACAGCGGCGGAAACGCGCGCGUACGGCGAGGGAUCCGGUGCCCGCAGUAGUCGUCGCGGCCCAAGUUGCGCAAACUCCCGUGCCGGCACCGGCGCCGGAAGGGAAGAUCAUUGAAGAUGCAAGAUUGAUGGUGCUUCAGAAGGAGAGAGAGGUAUUGGGGAGAUUGAUUGUGCCUGUUGGGGCUUCGAAGAGGAAGUGA
Messenger RNA from Penicillium oxalicum, 825 nucleotides. Its product is annotated as transferase hexapeptide domain protein. Gene Ontology annotation, cellular component: dynactin complex. Gene Ontology annotation, molecular function: dynein complex binding. The transcript has a single exon. NCBI's taxonomy places the organism in Eukaryota, Fungi, Ascomycota, Eurotiomycetes, Eurotiales, Aspergillaceae. Gene Ontology annotation, biological process: mitotic spindle organization. Bases 1 to 825 code for a protein of 274 amino acids. The record is from RefSeq and is a predicted model, not a curated record.